GGCUUGUAGACAGGAGCUCAGCUGCUACACUGUGCUACACACCGUUACAUUUAUGUUCAACCUUUCCCCUAACCAUAAUAACAUAGAGUUCAGAAUCAAAUAAGAUGCCUUUGCCUGUGCAAGUCUUUAACUUUCAGGGGUCUGUGGAACCAAUGCAGAUUGAUGCUGACCCACAGGAGGACCAGCAGAAUGCUCCAGACACCAACUACAUAGUGGAGAACCCAACGCUGGACCUGGAGCAGUACGCCACCAGCUACAGCGGAUUAAUGCGUAUCGAAAGACUUCAGUUCAUCGCCGAGCACUGCCCUCAGCUUCGAGUGGAAGCCCUGAAGAUGGCCCUCACCUUCGUUCAGAGGACUUUCAACGUUGACACUUACGAAGAGAUCCACCGCAAACUCACAGAGGCCACGCGGGAAGUGCAGGGUGUGCCUGAUACGGUCCCCGAAGGCGGGGUCGUUCCUCCUCCUCUGGACUCAGCCUGGGCCGAGUCCACCAGGAAAAAAGCUCUGCUCAAGCUGGAGAAGCUCGACACUGAUCUCAAGAACUACAAGGGAAACUCCAUUAAAGAGAGCAUCAGGAGAGGCCACGAUGACUUGGGAGACCAUUACCUGGACUGUGGUGACCUCAGUAACGCCCUCAAGUGCUACUCCAGAGCCAGAGAUUACUGCACCAGUGCUAAACAUGUCAUCAACAUGUGUCUGAAUGUCAUCAAGGUUAGUGUUUACCUCCAGAACUGGUCCCAUGUACUGAGUUACGUCAACAAGGCAGAAUCCACACCAGAGAUAGCAGAGCAAAGAGGAGAGCGAGAUAGCCAAAAUCAAGCAGUCCUCACCAAAUUAAAGUGUGCUGCAGGCCUGGCAGAGUUGGCCUCUCGUAAAUACAAACCAGCUGCCAAGUGUUUCCUGCAGGCUUCCUUUGACCACUGUGACUGUCCAGAGCUCCUGUCACCCAGUAAUGUAGCAGUGUAUGGAGGCUUGUGUGCUUUGGCCACAUUUGACAGACAGGAGCUCCAACGUAACGUCAUCUCCAGCAGCUCCUUUAAGUUAUUCCUGGAGUUGGAACCUCAGAUCCGUGACAUCAUCUUCAAGUUCUAUGAGUCAAAGUAUGCGUCUUGCCUCAAACUGCUGGAUGAAAUGAAGGAUAACCUUCUGUUGGACAUGUACCUGGCCCCACACGUCAAGACACUGUACAGCCAGAUCAGGAACAGAGCUCUCAUCCAGUAUUUCAGCCCCUACGUGUCAGCAGACAUGACUAAGAUGGCUCAGGCCUUCAACACCACAGUAGCAGCUUUGGAAGAUGAGCUCACACAGCUCAUACUGGAGGGACUCAUCAACGCACGCAUCGACUCCCACAGCAAGAUUCUGUAUGCGAGGGACGUGGAUCAGAGGAGCACCACAUUUGAGAAGUCUCUGCAUAUGGGCAAAGAGUUCCAGAGACGAGCCAAAGCCAUGAUCCUCAGAGCUGCUGUACUACGCAACCAGAUCCAUGUCAAGUCUCCACCCAGAGAGGGCAGCCAAGGCGAACUGACACCAGCCAACAGCCAGACCAGGAUGAGCACCAACAUGUGAGUCUGCAGGUCGACUCUGCUGACAGCAGCCUCAGACUGGAGGAGAGGAAUCACCCAGUCAUUCAUCAACACCACAUCAACGUCACCAACCCCCACCCCAU
This is a messenger RNA of Scomber japonicus (chub mackerel), 1668 nucleotides long. RefSeq names its product G protein pathway suppressor 1 (gene gps1). The record is from RefSeq and is a predicted model, not a curated record. Bases 105 to 1568 code for a protein of 487 amino acids. Gene Ontology annotation, cellular component: COP9 signalosome. The transcript is spliced from 14 exons. Lineage: Eukaryota; Metazoa; Chordata; Actinopteri; Scombriformes; Scombridae.